Molecule: messenger RNA, 2292 nt
Organism: Gavialis gangeticus (Gharial)
Lineage: Eukaryota; Metazoa; Chordata; Crocodylia; Gavialidae
Gene: CUNH5orf34
Product: chromosome unknown C5orf34 homolog
Exons: 13
Coding region: 12-1970 (652 amino acids)
Source: RefSeq, a predicted model, not a curated record
UGGGCUGGGCUAUGGAGGCAGCGGCGCUGCGGGCGGAUGGGGCGCUGGAGUCGCACUACGCGGACGGGGCUCGGCUGCUGCUAGCGCCCUGUGGCGCCGAGUACGUGCUGGAGCAGCCGCCGCCCGCCCGCGCCCACCCGCUGCAGCCGCCCGACAGGCUCCACCGCCGGAGUCCGUUCGCCCUCAGCGCCUGCCGGGAGCAACUCUUACAAGCGUUAGAUUUUCGGAACCAGUAUUCUGCUCGUCCAUACUUACCCUCGCACAUCCUGCCUCCUGAAAGGAAACGGGUACUUUUGACAGAUGUCUUGGAAGUCAGAUGGCCUAGCCCUAACUCUCUUGAUGCUGCCAUAUGUCUGGAUAAUGGGAGUGUGAAGAUAUCUUCUUUAGAUGGUCAUGCCCACCUCUACAUGUCAGAAUUGCAGCAAGAUUUUACAGUGGAGUUCUUGUGCAAAGCUAGCCAGAAGCCUGCAAAAUCUUCGCUUUUCUCUGAAAAAAAAAGCAAAAAAGAUGAGCAAGGGAAAUCAAGCCAAAGCUGUAUUUCAGAAAUGUCAGAACGGCUGAGAUUGGAGAAUAAGAAAGAUGAAUGCAGUAUUGUAAACAAAUCCAGGAAACCAGCCCAAUCAAAUAACUACUUAAACCAAACAGAAGGAAGAGAUGAGGCCAAUUUGUCUCUGACAAGCUGUUACUCUGACUACGUCUGGGUUACACAGCACUGGUCUGUUUCCUCAUACCCAGAAGAGUGGAAAUACCCUUUGUCUCUGGCAUUAACAUUCUAUCAGCUGCGCGCUGAUAGCCUCCCAUCUAAAACGCAUGAACAAGAUAAAUACUCUCAGAACAAAACUGUAGAAUCUGAGCUUUUAAAGGAAAGUGAAAACUGCAAGGCAAUUUCUCAUUUGCCUGAAGCUUUACCACUUGGCUGUACUGCACCACACCUACAUAGGUGGAUUUUCUGUGACUUUUUUCUACAGAAAGGGAAAAAUACUGAACCAUGUUCAUACCCUCAACUAAUAAACAUUGUUUGGUGCCAAGGUAUUCUUUAUAGGUUUAUCCAAGAUAGUACAGACAUUAUAGAAAUUUAUCCUGGAGAUGGAUCAGUUUUCAAGUCACAAGGAACAUUAUUGGGAAACUAUUUCACACACUAUUCAAUUCAGAAAGGAUCAAGACAGAGAGAAGAAAAGGUGUACUCAAUAAGCAAUCUGCCCCCUGAUGUACCAGGAAGUCCAUAUUCUAUAAACUCCAUCAUUACUCAGGCAACCAGAAUUCUUCAGUACUGCUACAAGACUAAACUGUCUUUAAUACAUAACUACAGUAGCUGUUGUUGGAAUAUGAUACGAAAGACAGAGGGAUGGGAAACCUUGCCAGUUUUGUUGGAUGAAACAGUUAUUCCCAAUGUAGGAAGACUGGUGGCAUAUUCGGAUAAUAAAGUGCAUGCUGUUUUUUGUGAUGGGAUGACCUUGACUAUGAUGUGGGAUUUUAACUUUCGUUAUGGAAAAACACAGCCAAAUAAAAAAACCCAGGAUGUCAGUUCUCAUUUUUCUCUUCUGAAGAUGAAUCAAGACUCUACUACAGGCUGGUGCAAGUUAACAACCCAUGAUGGGACACAGCAUCUAAUCCAGAUAAACAGUCCUGGACGCUAUGAAAGGUACAUCAGAACAGCAGUAGCAUGGUGUAAAAGUGUGAAUGGAGAGAGAGGCACUCCUACAUAUGCUCCAGGCCCCAUUUUGGAGGAGAACUGGUCUGUUGCUGCUGAACUUGAGAAAAUACAGAGAUUUAACUUUUUACUGGAGAACAGCAGAGUUCCAAGCAAGACUGCAGCUGUGAAAUGUGAUCUACCAUGCAUUACCAACAGACUACCAGAAAACAUCAGCUUACCUGAAGAAAUUGGUAAAAACGGCGUAUUGGAGGCUUUGGAAAAAACUUCUAAAGCCAUCCAAGAUAUUGAAUCAUUCCUGUCCACCUCUGGGAAGUGAAGCUUGGACAAGGGCUUGAAAGACCUCCAUUAUUUAUGGCCUGUUGUCCUGUAGUCUUGUGUAUCCAGGGGUAGUAUUGGGUGGAACGAAAGAAGGAUCAGGCCUUAAAUGAGUUGUGAAAAAAAACAGAAAAUUCAAUUUGACUUUCGACCAACUCCAGUAGUAGCAUUCAAGCCUGCUAGGCUGAGAGAGAGAAGAACACGCAAAACAAAUUGCUUUGUAAUCUUGUUUUAUGUACAGUGCUUCUUUUAUUAGCAGUUAAAUUGACUUAAAUGUUUUGUACAUCAACCGAGGUCAUCAUAUAAAUAAAUGUUUUAAAUGA